Messenger RNA from Drosophila mojavensis, 3465 nucleotides. RefSeq lists its product as uncharacterized. The record is from RefSeq and is a predicted model, not a curated record. Bases 310 to 3126 code for a protein of 938 amino acids. Lineage: Eukaryota; Metazoa; Arthropoda; Insecta; Diptera; Drosophilidae. The transcript is spliced from 9 exons.
UUUUAAUGUCAUUCUCCACUGUUCAGACACGAAUAAAAGCCGUCGUCGCCGCAAAUUUUUUGCAAUGCUAGAAAAUAAUUAAAAAAUUAAAAGUACUAUUCCAAUUGUCAAAAGGUGGAGUGCGUGCAGUCAGAGAAGCAUAAUUUUGCCUCUAGGUCAAACGUACAGUAAGCGUUUGCGAACGACAACAAGGGACACAGAAAUUCUGCCGGCAGACGCAGACGCUUUCUUUCCUGCAAGAGCGAAAAAAAAAAAAAUAAAAAAUUGUGCAGCGUUUAAUUGUGAGUGUGUGCUAAUCUGUUUUGAGCCAUGUCGAGCUUGGAAAUUUACGACUCGUCCAAUUCGCAACUGAGCAGUGAUGAAUAUAGUCACGACGAAGACGAUGAUGGAUUAAUGGAUAUGGCUGUGAGCAAACAACAAUCGCAACCCGCCAAGUCGGCCAACAAAUCGAACGACACUUCGCCGACCAAAACAGACAGCACCGCCUCCACCACGCCACGUAAACUGUCUGAGGACUUGGAUGCCAUUGCCGUCGCCAGAAAGCCGCCAGCUAGUCGAGAGCACACACAGCGUCAAAUCAAGCAAAUGCAGCGGGAUAAUCGGGCUAAUUUGUAUUUCAAGCGGCGCAGCAUAAAAUGGUUGAAUCAACGCUUGAACAAUAAAACUGACUACAUGAGUCAGUUGAAGCGGGCGUUGCCCAAGCAUCAGGCGCAGGCCAAGCGCAUGGCCGAUUACCGUGCAGCCAAGCAAGCCAUCGAACGGGAGCAGCAAGAGCGCCAAUUGCACCAGAAGCAGCUGCAACAGCAGCAGCGUAGAGAACGCACUCCUAGUCGCAGUCGCAGUCGCAGUCGUACAGGCAGCCUGUCGCCGGAGCUGAUAUGCCUGGAUGAUGAUGACACUCCAGAGAAACCCAACGAUAUUCCAGCUGUAAACUUGCACCAGCAGCAGCAGCAGCAGAAAAUCGACUGCAAGGACACCACCGCCGCCGUUUGCCUUACAGCUGGAAAUCAAAUCAGAAGCAGAGGCUACUCCUGCUCUGAGCCUGUCAUCGAAGCAGCAGCAGGUUGUAAUAACAGCGAACAGCAGCCGCCGCUGCAAGAGUUGCAGGAGUUGGUUGUACCAGCUGCAAAGGCCGAAGUUAGCUUGGACAUGGUUGUGCAGGAGGCCACACUAAAACGUCGUCGCUCACCUACACCACCGACGGCUGUGGAUCCACAUGCUGAGAAGCGCACCAAAUCUUUGACAACUGUAGAUUUGGAUGAUGAAAUUAUAGAACUAACACCUUAUGCAGAGCCUGCAAAGCAGCCAAUACCAACACCAACACCAACCCCGAUAGCAACACCACUAACACUACAACAAGCUAUGCCAGCACCACCGACGACUCCGCAGCAUAAGCCAGUCAUUAGAUCCAAUGCUGACCCCUUGAACGUAUUCAAAGUAGGCUCACCCUAUUCUCUGUCUCCGUCUAGUGGUAUGGAAUACUAUGUUCAGAAGAAGGUGCUCUGCCAGCAGCAUCUGGAGCAAACACAGCCAGAGAAUCUGGCUGCGGUGUCGCUUAGCCUGGAGACACCUUCGCCGUCCAUUGAACCGAUGAACAUAGCCUAUCCUAAUCAAAAGCAACUGGAUGUGCCGAAUAUACAAACAACGACAAACGUCACAUGGUACGCCCUACACAGCUCAGCAGCCGGCUGCGCAGGUACUGCAACAGCCUCCGCAGGUACUGCAGCAGCCUCCACAGGCACAGCAGCUGCCUCCACAGUCGCAACAACAGCUGCUACAGCAGCCACAGCAGUUCCAGCAGCAACAGCAGGAGCAACAGGCUCCGCAGCAACAGCCCCGCAACAGCAACAGCAACAACAACAACCACCCACAUCAUCACCACGUACCAAGCAACGCGAUGGUGAAAGUAAGCAAACGCAAACUAAUCAGGCUACAGCCACUUCCAAUAAUUCACCAGUCGAUCUGGACAAUAGCAAUAGCGAUGCGGUCUUUCAUCAGCGCAUCAAGGAUCUGUACACGGAGCUGGACGACAUUAUGUCGGAUAAGGUGCGAGCUGUUAAACCAGAACUCAAGUCCUAUGGCGAGGAGAAAAUGCGCAUUGAAGCGGAUCUCAAGACGUUGGAUAAUUUGAUAGCCCAGAAGGAAGAGGAACACAAUCGUCUACUACAUUUGCGCACCGUCAAGGAGGAGUUGCUGGCGCGCAUCGAACGCAAGGAGCGCAUACUUAUAUUGAAGGAGAUUCUGCCCUCCAUACUAAACAAGAAUUGCAGCACCUCGGAGCUAUACGAAAUGCAUACGCUGCUGAUAAAUGAACAAAACUCGCCAAUGCCAUCGAGAUAUGGCCGCAACUCAAUGCAGCAGUUGAUUGACAGAGUCGAAAAUGGACUGGAUGAGAUAAAGAUAUUGCGCAGUGUCUUGGCUAUGCAGAGCAAGGCUCCUCGGGUGGCUGAGGUCCCCAUGCCGCCACCUCCACCUCAACAUUAUGAGACGCCGUCGCUGCACAGACGUGACUCAGUGCCAGCUAUGCGUUCAUCCUUGCUAGCCAAUCGCACAUCAACCUUUGCCCGAGGAACUAGCAUGCAGGAGAACGAACAGCUUCAGGAGCUGAGCAAGCGCAAUAAGCCCCCUUCUCGUUAUCAGCAGCUGAUCAAUGAGUCCAGACAGCUGACUGGUUCUACAGCCGAUCUCGCUGCCACCUCCACAUAUCGCCAAAACGAAUCCAUAGACACUCUGCCACGCAGCCAGCUGGAUAACAAUCAUAUUGAUGAGCUGCCCCUCAAUCCGUUGUACAACAGCAGCCCACUGGCUGCUAGCCAGGGGCGCAAAAACAGCAAUACAAAUACACAAUUGAACGAUCUACAUUCCAUGCACCGCGCGGGUAUGCUGCAGAGUCUCGAUUCGCUGGAUCGUGCCGUGAACCAAACCAAUCGCAAUACCAUAAACAAUCAUAGCAAUCGCUUGAGCUCUUCUACGAAUGGGCCGGACUUAGAAGCGGAGCGUCGUUGCCAAUUCUGUCUACGCUAUAAGGCCACCUACAUGUGCGCCGCCUGCCAGAAUCAAUGGUACUGCAGUCGUGAGUGCCAGGUGCGCGCCUGGGACACACAUUGGGAGUCGUGCCCCAAUUAGGAUAUACUCGCUGUAUCAGCAUUACUACUACAAUUAAAUACAUACAUACAUAUACAUAUGUGUAUGUACAUAUAUAUAUAUGCAUAGUAAACACCUAAAUGCAAGCCCCCACUAUUUCAUACAUUUAUAUCAAACACUCAUUCGUAAUCGUAAAGUUUCGCUAUCGGAAUUUAUAAUUGCAAUGCAUUAAAACUAAAAAACGUACACGUAAUUAACACACACACACACACACACACAUAUUCCAUUCAUAUUCAAGUGUCGACAAUUACAAUAGCUCAAUAUUCGCAAACACCAUUAAAAAAUUAAAUAACAAAAAUAUAUAUAAACAUGCUAUACUCA